AUGACAGCUGCCUCCUACAACGCCUGUCUCAGCCCACCUGCCUUCGUCCUCCUGGGCAUUCCUCAGCUGGAAGCGGUCCACGCGUGGCUGUCCAUCCCCUUUGGCUUCCUCUACCUCCUGGCCAUGCUUGGGAACUGCACCCUCCUCUUCGUCAUCAGGGCAGAGCCCGGCCUCCACCAGCCCAUGUACCUCUUCCUUUCCAUGCUGGCCGUCACUGACCUGGUGCUCUCCUCCUCCACCCUGCCCAAGCUGCUGGCCAUCUUCUGGUUCAGCAGCAAGGAGAUUGGCUUCCACGCGUGCCUCCUCCAGAUGUUCGUCAUCCAUUCCUUUGCCACGGUGGAAUCAGGGAUUUUCCUUGCCAUGGCUUAUGACCGUUACGUGGCGAUAUGUACCCCCUUGAGACACAAGGCCAUCUUAACCCAUUCGGCGGUGGUCAAGAUUGGGGUGGCAGCUCUCCUGAGGGGCUUCCUCUACAUCUCUCCCCUUCCUUUGCUUGUGAGGAGACUGACCCGCUACCGCACCAACAUCAUUGCGCACUCUUAUUGUGAGCACAUGGCUGUGGUGAUGCUCUCCUGUGAGGACACCUCCAUCAGCAACAUCUACGGCAUGGCCAUUGGCUUCCUGAUACUCACCGUUGACUCCCUGGGCAUUGGGGUGUCUUAUGUCCUGAUCCUCCGGGCAGUGAUGAAUUUGGACACAGCAGAGGCCCGACUCAAAUCUUUCAGCACUUGUAGCUCCCACAUUUGUGCCAUCCUAGCUUUCUACAUCCCCAUAGCAGUCUCCUCCCUGACCCACAGGUUUGGCCACCAGGUGUCUCCUCCAACUCACAUUCUUCUGGCCAACUUCUAUCUCAUCUUUCCCCCUGUCCUGAAUCCCAUUGUUUACACUGUCCGGACCAAAGAAAUGCAGAGGAAGUUAGCCAAGACGCUAUCCUGGGCCCAGAGACGAGCCAGAGGCCUUUUGUAA
Messenger RNA from Candoia aspera, 966 nucleotides. RefSeq names its product olfactory receptor 52M1-like. Bases 1 to 966 code for a protein of 321 amino acids. The transcript has a single exon. Lineage: Eukaryota; Metazoa; Chordata; Lepidosauria; Squamata; Candoiidae. Gene Ontology annotation, biological process: G protein-coupled receptor signaling pathway. The record is from RefSeq and is a predicted model, not a curated record. Gene Ontology annotation, molecular function: olfactory receptor activity; G protein-coupled receptor activity. Gene Ontology annotation, cellular component: plasma membrane.